Penicillium subrubescens is the source of this 321-nucleotide messenger RNA. RefSeq lists its product as uncharacterized. The record is from RefSeq and is a predicted model, not a curated record. Lineage: Eukaryota; Fungi; Ascomycota; Eurotiomycetes; Eurotiales; Aspergillaceae. Bases 1 to 321 code for a protein of 106 amino acids. The transcript has a single exon.
AUGGUCUGUGCCCAAAAGCCGCUGGUUCCGGGAAACCCUAAACAGCGCAUGACUGUGACGACCAUUGGAAUCCAUGCGAUUGAUCAAGGGAGGACAAGCUGGGAGGUUAGACCGCAAGAUGCCAAGAUCUUGUUACAGGGGGUAGCCGAUCCCCCAGAGGUAAAGCCACACCCCAACGUUGACCUGUGGCGCAUGACGGCUGGUGGCCCAGGCUUCUUUGGUAAGUAUGUCGUCAAUCCCAUCGGCCACUCCGAAGCAUAUCUGAAGCGUAGCGCUCUGGAGUGCGCUUCCAUUUUUUUUCUUCACAAUUGUCCUAGAUAA